Molecule: messenger RNA, 864 nt
Organism: Talaromyces rugulosus
Lineage: Eukaryota; Fungi; Ascomycota; Eurotiomycetes; Eurotiales; Trichocomaceae
Exons: 5
Coding region: 1-864 (287 amino acids)
Source: RefSeq, a predicted model, not a curated record
AUGCUGCGCAUUCUCACUCUUUCGAUCCUAGCCACGAGCAAGCUUGCUUCUGCCCAUGUCGUAGCCUGGCAUCCAGGCAUGUACUGCCUUGGCGGCAACGACACGUCCGUCGACGACCCAAAUACAAACUUGGCAGUAAAUCCUCUGUGGGAUCUCCCCAAGUCUAAAUGGUGGUUCCAGGCCGAUCGGGGCUGUGAUAAAGCUCCUCCGGUCGAUGGGGUCUUCCUUGAAUUGCCUGCCGGGCAGAACUUCACCACUGAGCUUGCUCACAACCGCGCCCAAACCACACUUUCGUUUAACGGUCAAUAUGCAGGAGAGUGGCCAGACGGUAAAGACCAUCCCGAGGACUGGUCUGGCACAGGUACGCCGCCCGGUUGCAUUCAGGACGAUGGAGCCAUCCAUACCAAUAACCAAACGAUGGCCGGCGGAACCGUAUUUGCGAUUAGUUAUCAGUCGGAUAUGAGUCAAGUAACAAUGGAGAACUUGGUUGUGUUUAGUGUACUAGAGCACACACCCUGGAAACGCAUUGCUACCUACGAAGUCCCCGCGGAUCUUCCACCAUGCCCUGAUGCCGGUUGCAUUUGCGCCUGGGGCUGGGUUCCACAAGGUUGUGGGGAGCCUAAUAUGUACAUGGCUGGCUACAAAUGUAAAGUGACCGGAUCGAGCUCAACCAAGCAACUCGCGCAAGCCCAGGUCCCGAAAUACUGUGCCAAUGACACUUCUGAAUGUGUUGGUGGCGCCAAACAGAUCUUGGUUAUGAACCAAGCUGAUGGAAACAAUGUCGUUGCUCCAGACAACGAUUUCGUGGCUUACAACGAGAAAUGGGGCUUCCAAAAUGGCGCACAAAACGACAUCUUCAUGUAA